UCUAUUAAAUCAAGCGGGUCUUGAGUAACUCUCUGCAGUCGAGGCGGGAUUGCGAGGCCUAGAGUUGGUCACUGCUAUCCACAGUGAACAUUAGCAAAUUGAGACGAAUUUAUAGCCGAAUUAUAAGUGUCACGAACUGUUAAAUUUCUAUUCAAAGAUUCAAAUAUUUAUCUCUACACGUCGUAGAGAUUGAUCACCAUGAUGCGAGAACGUCGUUAUCGGACGUGUCUGCAUCUGCUAAGCCUGAUUGCAGCAAGUAUUAUUUUGAUGUCACAUGACGCUCAAGGUGCCCAACGCUCGGUAGUAAGAGACGGUGGGGAUCCAGCGAAAAGUAACUGUAAUGGGCUGGAUAAACGGUCCUCGCGAGUAGUUGGUAGAGAAAAAGGGUUGACGGUGUCCCUUGAAAAGAACAUACCCAGAAAAACUGCUACGGAUCCCCAAAAGGCGGGCACCAAAGUUGACACAGAUGAUUCAGACUCUCUGUCCGGAGAAGGUUCCGGAAUGCAAUCAACGGUACACAGAAAUGGGCCACACCGUAUAGACCAGCGAAAUUUCGGUGGCUGGUCAUUAUUGGACCUUGAAAAAAUUCCUGAGCAGCUGAUAUCAAAGCUCGGGGAUAUUGUCAGUAAAGUAUCGGACGCGAAGUUGCCGAGUCUCAAGUCUGACGAUUCCUCAAAGUCCUUGCUUUCUGUAUUCAAUUCAUUCAUAGAAAAGCUUGAGCCGGCCUAUCGAACACUACUUAAACCAUUCAUUGAACCAUUAUCUACCUUCAUUAAUCCCAUUGUAAACCGCGAAGAUUUAGCAGAGUUCUUCGAUAUAAUUCUUGAUUACGUUGGCCCCGGAAAUGAACGACAUACUAACCUUACGGAGGAACUUGGCAACAUAUUAAAACCUGUCGCAGAACCUUUAAAAAAACUUGUAGAUUUUCUAGGUGCUCCCCUUCCAGCCGCUACUGAAAAACAACCAUCUAGUGUCUCGCCAAUUUUUGAAACGACGCCUGAACUGUUAGAUAUUCAGUUAUCAGAUGUCGAAUCAUUUAUAAAGUGGCUAUCGCAACCAGACCCACACCACAAACCCCACGAUGAAACUGCGGCCCCAAGCCCGGUAAAUUCCGGUGACUGGUUGUUGAAUGAGAUGCCAAAAAAAAAUGGUACGAUUACUACUGUCAAAAUCCUUGUUAAUCCAUCGGUAAAUGAUCUAAAGGUGAAUAAAACAGACGCAGAGAAUGGUGACGGUGAUCAGUCCAAACCACAUGAUUCGGUUUCCCUAACACAAGGUGAAAACCGGGAUGACUUUCAAGCUAGCGACGACAACCACAAUGAAGGAUUGUUGGAUCCGGCAAAUUACUCUCGAUUAACAUUCAGUAUUAUCACCUUUCUUAAAAAAUUAAACAAUCGUACAAGACCCGUUCAAGAUUACCCCGAUUCGAUGAAAAUAUUCUAUAGACCUGAUGACAACUCUGCAUUAAUUCACAAACACCAUGGACAUCCCAGUUCAGAUACCUAUCGACGCCAAUCAAUUGUCCAAGACGAUCUUCUGUCACAACCUGGAAUGCAUCAUCCACAUCCUGGAUAUUUGCCUUCGGAUUCAACAAAACCAGGUUCUCCACGAUCUACAGCUGAUCUACCAUCACCUUACCACAGAGCAAAUUCUUACUCACCAACGUACGGGCGAUCACGACAUUCAGCUAAACAACUCGAUCACUCUUCCAAUAUUCCAUGAGAAAGCAGGUAAACCCUUGCCGUCAGAAGAAUGGUCCCCGAAUGAUGCAGAGUACUCCAAUCCUUUCGUCAAAAAGUUUGGAGGGGUUCUGAUCACG
This is a messenger RNA of Diprion similis, 1819 nucleotides long. RefSeq lists its product as uncharacterized. NCBI's taxonomy places the organism in Eukaryota, Metazoa, Arthropoda, Insecta, Hymenoptera, Diprionidae. The record is from RefSeq and is a predicted model, not a curated record. The coding region runs from base 199 to 1722 and encodes 507 amino acids. The transcript is spliced from 4 exons.